Molecule: messenger RNA, 1006 nt
Organism: Caenorhabditis angaria
Lineage: Eukaryota; Metazoa; Nematoda; Chromadorea; Rhabditida; Rhabditidae
Source: the annotation of a GenBank genome assembly
AUGGUUAAAUAUAUCCUUACUUAUUUCGAAGUUCGCGGAUAUGCUGAAGCCGCAAGACAAGUCUUCCAUUUGGCGGGUGUUGAAUUCGAAGACCGUCGUGUUACUCAUGAUCAAUGGAAUGCAGAAAUCAAAGAAGGUUAGUUGAAAACAUUGGAAAAUCGGAAAAAUAAACCAAGUGCCCAAACAUUUGAAAUUGUUAAAAAAACAAAAUUAAAUUUGAAAAAAAAAAAGAAAAACGCUGCAGCACUACAGUACCCACUGAACUCGUUGUUUUUUCUAUUUUCAGAUAUUUUUCAAGCACAACCCAAUAAAACCCUAACAAAAUCACCCCAAAAAACAAAAUGCAGAUUUUUUUUUCGAAAAAUUUAUCGAUUUGCAAACAUUAAAUCUUUUAAUCUGGCGGGUAGAUCAAAUAAUUUAUACGUAUUUUUUGGAGUCUACUUUCUCACGAUUUUUUUCCAGGAACAACUCUAGGAAAAUUGCCAAUUCUUCAAGUCGAUGGAUUCGAAAUUCCACAAUCGCAAGCCAUAACUAGAUAUCUUGCUAGAAAAUUUGGAUUCGCUGGAAAAACACCAGAAGAACAAGCCUGGGUUGAUGCAAUCGCGGAUCAGUUCAAAGAUUUUGCUGGACCAUUCAGAGAGUAUAUAGUGGCUGAAAGACUUGGAAAACCAACUGAGGAAGUUGUAAGUUUUCAAAAAGUUUGAGAAUGGAACUAAAUUUCUUGAAAAAAUAGGCUCGAAUCCGCGCUGAAGUUUCCGUCCCGGCUGUUGAAAGCUUUGUUGCUCUUUUGACAAAUAUUCUGUCCAAAUCAAAAUCUGGAUUCCUUGUUGGCGAUAAUGUCACAUUCGCCGAUCUCAUUUUGGCCGAUAUUCUAGUCACUUUGCAGAAAAAUGGAUUCAUCAACAAUGAGUCGAAAUACGAAAAAGUUCUCGAACAUCAAAAACGUGUUCAUAAUCUUCCAGGUUUGAAGAAUUAUAUCGAAACUCGUCCAGACACACAAUUUUAA